AUGUCUGCUCCUGCUGCUUUCUCUGACAUCGCCAAGGCGGCCAACGAUCUCCUGAACAAGGAUUUUUACCACACCAGCGCUGCCAGCCUUGAGGUUAAGUCCAAGGCUCCCAAUGGCGUCACCUUCAACGUGAAGGGAAAGUCUGCCCACGAGGGCCCCAUCGCUGGUAACCUCGAGGCCAAGUACGUCGACAAGCCUACUGGUAAACGCCCCCAUCAUCGCAAACGUCCCUUAAGGAAACCACCCGAUUCCCUAAACCUCCGAUUGCGUGACAAACGGCCUGUAGUCAUCAUAUCAUGCACACAUGGCCUGUCAGCGUCUACUAAAAUGAUUAUUACGUCAAGGCUUACCGAACAUGAAAUAAUGCUAAUAAUUUAUCCCCGCUCAGGCCUCACCCUCACCCAGGCUUGGACCACCGCCAACGCCCUCGACACCAAGCUCGAGCUCGACAACAACAUUGCCAAGGGCCUCAAGGCUGAGAUCAUCACCCAGUACCUCCCUGCCAAGCAGUCCAAGGGUGCUAAGCUCAACCUCUACUUCAAGCAGCCCAACCUGCACGCUCGUGCUUUCUUCGACCUCCUCAACGGCCCCUCUGCCAACUUCGAUGCUGUCCUUGGCCACGAGGGCUUCCUCGUCGGUGCUGAGGGUGGCUACGAUGUCCAGAAGGCUGCCAUUACCAAGUACUCCGCUGCCGUCGGCUACAGCGUUCCCCAGUACUCUGCUGCCAUCACCGCUGGCAACAACCUGACCGUUUUCUCUGCUAGCUACUACCACCGCGUCAACGCUCAAGUUGAAGCCGGUGCUAAGGCUACCUGGGACUCCAAGGCGGGCAACUCUGUUGGCCUUGAGGUUGCCAGCAAGUACCGCCUUGACCCCUCUUCCUUCGCCAAGGCCAAGAUCAACGACCGUGGUAUCGCCGCUCUGGCCUACAACGUUCUCCUCCGCCCUGGUGUCACCCUCGGCCUCGGUGCUUCCUUCGAUACCCAGAACCUUAACCAGGCUGCCCACAAGGUUGGCGCCAGCUUCACCUUUGAGGCUUAA
This is a messenger RNA of Aspergillus ochraceoroseus IBT 24754, 1041 nucleotides long. RefSeq names its product porin. The transcript is spliced from 5 exons. The coding region runs from base 1 to 1041 and encodes 346 amino acids. Gene Ontology annotation, biological process: monoatomic anion transmembrane transport. NCBI's taxonomy places the organism in Eukaryota, Fungi, Ascomycota, Eurotiomycetes, Eurotiales, Aspergillaceae. Gene Ontology annotation, cellular component: mitochondrial outer membrane. Gene Ontology annotation, molecular function: voltage-gated monoatomic anion channel activity. The record is from RefSeq and is a predicted model, not a curated record.